Wyeomyia smithii (pitcher-plant mosquito) is the source of this 2532-nucleotide messenger RNA. RefSeq lists its product as uncharacterized. The record is from RefSeq and is a predicted model, not a curated record. Bases 157 to 2442 code for a protein of 761 amino acids. The transcript has 3 exons. Lineage: Eukaryota; Metazoa; Arthropoda; Insecta; Diptera; Culicidae.
UAACCAAAAGUCCGUGUUUGAUUGACAUUAGCGAGUAAUAAAUAUCAACAACAAAAAAUGGAAAAGGACGAUUAUUUUUGAUCACUUCAAUUAAUUUUAUUGUCUAAUGGAAAAUAUUGGGUCAUUAUUUAACAGUAACUAUUAUCAUCAGAAAGAAUGUCCGUACAUCCUGUAGACAUCUUCAAAGUAUACAACUCUAGUGACCCGAACUGCAAUGCAGAAAUUGAUGUUAAAACCUCGGUGAAAGAACAGUUUGCUCCUGUUCCGGAAGAAUUUCCCCAAAGCAGCGAAACAGCGGAAGUUGAUAAAAACAGCACAAAAUCAACGAAGCGAAAGCGCAAGAAACGAGUGCUGGUAACGAAGAAAGAACAGAAAAGAGCUGAAGCCCAGGUGCAACGCCGUCAAGCACGGCUGGUUAUCACCGAGGCAUGCAGCUGUUAUCUAUCCUGUCCCCGUAAGAUUACCCCCGAGCAGCGGCAAAUACUCAACGAACAGUACUGGCAAAUGAAUCACAUUGAGCAGAAAAAGUUUGUCCGUCGGUACUCCGUUCAGGGCAAAGUAAAGCGGCGACGGGUUCCGGUUGAUCCGCUCGGUGGUGUCGAUGUUAAGAAAGCCUAUACUUACUCAUUCUAUCUGCCCGACGACAGCGGAGAACUGCAGACCGUUUGCUGUACGUUUUUUCUCAAUACUCUAGGGUAUCGCAAAGGAUGCGGGAAUCAUAUAUAUCGCGCCCACGCGCGGGAAACUUUCAACGAUAAGCGAGGAAAGUACGAGCGGGAUCGCUCGCUGCGCGAUGCCAUCUGGGACGAUAUUUUGUCAUACUCACCCCGAACCUAUCAUAAGGGACUGAAGUAUAGCGCGACGGCGCUAUACUUACCCACUAAGUUGAACGCAAAACUUAUGCAUGCAGAUUUCAAGGUGCGCAGGGAAGCGAUCCGGGAAAAGCCCGGCUGUGCCAGCUUUUAUUGCGCAAUUCUUCGCGAGAUGGAUGUUCAUUUCGUCGAAAUGGAUGAUUUCGAGAUUCCCGAGCGAAAAACUUUCGUUCCUAAGCGUGAAACGACGCCUCCGAACUGGUCAAUGCCCGUUGCUCAUUUAGAGGAGGAAAUGCUAGAUUCAGCAGUGGCAGAACCGCCAUUAGAUCAACCAUUGAGUUUUGAACAGCAGCAGGCACCCGUUUUAGCAUGUCCUGAAUUAAAUCAGCAGACUAAAAUUUGUCCAGAACCGGGAGUGGGCCAGAAGACUGUCGAAAUUAAUUAUGCAAAUGUGCAGCAUCCACUUGCCUUUGGCAACCGGGUGAAACAAGAGCCAUAUUACGGAAUGCCAGUUGAAUCUGCGAGCAUAACAAAUUCAUACUAUGUCAAAGAAAGUGACCAUUAUUCUGACUCAUAUUCUAACAAUGUACCGGAUAAUAGUUACACCCAGUCACCUUUCUACGAUGCGUCGAACUGCCAGGAAAUCAAAUGCGAAGACGCGAAAGUUGCACUAUAUCAGGAAGACGAUCCAAUCGCGGAACAGGAAUUGACAUUCAAAGGUGAAACGGACCUAUCAGCGACCAAGGUGAAGACCGAAAGUCCGCCCAAACCGGUCACCAAGCCUAGAUCGAUGAAGCAAUGGAGGGCAAUGAAUCCGAACAUCACAGUAACGCUCGAAGGUUACCCUCCGGUUAAGCGCACCAAAAAGUACCUUGCCAAAUUGAAUAAUAUUGUAAAGAGAAAACAGUUGCACCCGGUGAUGCAUCUAGAGUGCAACUGCCAUCUCAGCUGCCGGCAGAAGAUCACCAGUGAGCGUCAGGAACGCAUCAAUAGUCACUACUGGAGUAUGACUUUCGCCGAUCAGCGCAUGUUCAUGCUGGAACAUACUGAGCGGCAUGCAAUCAAGCGUCGCAGGAAGAAAAUUUCCUCCGAUGAGCCGGCACGAAAGAGUUGCACCUUUUCCUAUCGACUUUCGGACGAGAGUGGCCAGUAUCAGUCGGUUUGCUGUCAGUUUUAUUUGAAUACGCUUGGCUACGGCGUUGGCAGUGGCAACGUUAUCUAUCGAGCUCACCAGCUAGAACUAGGUAAGGCAAUCUACGAUAAACGAGGUAAAUUCGCCCGGGACACUACGAUUCGGGAUACGAUGGAUGACGACAUCCUGUCGUACUUCACCGCCGAACAACAGGAUCGGGGAGGACCGUUUGAUUUGUCAGCCACAAGUUGGUCACCGAAAAAAAUGUACACUCAGUACGUAAAACGACAGGCGGAUGCUGGCAACGACAAACCCGGUAGUCUCGGGUUUUACUGGCGGCGGGUGAAAAAUUUAAACGUCCAAUUCGCUCCGAAACCCGAACCCAAAGCCGGUGGUAAGAGAAAAUCACGCUCAGCUAGCUCCACACAAAAGCGACCGGCGGUGAACCUGGACGUUCCGCCUGCCUAUUCUCUUGGCUACGAGAGCAUGCCACAGUAGGAUGCAAAACUUGCAAUUUAAGUAUUUUAGUAUUUAUUAUGCUGUAGAAAUCGGAUUAUGCUUUAUUACAAUAAAAAGAAUAAAUAAAUU